Loxodonta africana (African savanna elephant) is the source of this 6010-nucleotide messenger RNA. It is a transcript of the gene ZCCHC8, whose product is annotated as zinc finger CCHC-type containing 8. The coding region runs from base 167 to 2347 and encodes 726 amino acids. The record is from RefSeq and is a predicted model, not a curated record. Gene Ontology annotation, molecular function: RNA binding; zinc ion binding. NCBI's taxonomy places the organism in Eukaryota, Metazoa, Chordata, Mammalia, Proboscidea, Elephantidae. Gene Ontology annotation, cellular component: catalytic step 2 spliceosome. The transcript has 14 exons.
CUCGGACUGGCCCGCCCCCUUGUGCAGCCUCGGCGGCCUACGUUUGGAAAAGCUCUACAGGGUGGUUUAGCGUGGCCCGAGCGCUAGUAAGCGGUGCCGCCCUACAACCUUCGCCCGGGCCCGGUGGCCGGCUCCGCCUCAUCUGGAAUCUUUUCGCCAGCCCAAAAUGGCGGCGGAGGUGGAUUUUGGCGACCUGGAGCUGUUCGAGGCGUUUGAGCACCCCGAGGAAUCGAUUCCAAAGCCCGUUCACACCCGUUUCAAGGACGACGACGACGAGGAGGAGGAAGAGGAAGAGAAUGGAGUCGGCGACGCGGCGCUGCGGGAGCGGCUUCGGCAGUGCGAGGACACCAUCGAGCAGCUCCGCGCCGAGAAUCAAGAACUUAAAAGAAAACUGAACAUUCUGACUCGACCAAGUGGAAUAUUGGUGAACAAUACUAAGUUAGAUGGACCUUUAUUACAGAUUCUGUUUAUGAACAAUGCUAUCUCAAAGCAAUAUCAUCAAGAAAUAGAGGAAUUUGUAUCAAAUUUAGUAAAAAGAUUUGAGGAACAGCAGAAAAAUGAUGUGGAAAAGACCUCCUUUAAUCUUUUGCCCCAGGCAUCCAGUAUCGUACUAGAAGAGGACCACAAAGUAGAGGGACCCUCUGCCAUUACAAAGAACCAGGAAGCGUUUAGCGUUGUAGGAAGUGUCCUGUAUUUUACUAAUUUUUGCCUUGAUAAAUUGGGGCAACCGCUUCUAAAUGAAAACCCUCAGCUUACGGAAGGAUGGGAAAUACCCAAGUACCAGCAAGUCUUCAGCCAGAUUGUUUCUCUAGAAGGGCAAGAAAUACAAGUAAAGGCAAAAAGGCCAAAGUCUCACUGUUUCAAUUGUGGUUCGGAAGAUCACCAAAUGAAAGAUUGCCCAAUGCCUCGGAAUACUGCUCGAAUAAAUGAAAAGAGAAAGGAGUACCUGGAUGCCUGUGGUGAGGCAAACAGUCAGAAUUUUCAGCAGCGGUACCACGCGGAGGAAGUAGAAGAAAGAUUUGGAAGAUUCAAACCAGGAGUUAUUAGUGAGGAGCUUCAAGACGCACUUGGUGUGUCGGGCAAGAGUCUUCCGCCUUUUAUAUAUCGAAUGCGCCAGCUGGGAUACCCUCCAGGUUGGCUCAAAGAGGCUGAAUUGGAAAAUUCAGGGCUCGCACUCUAUGAUGGAAAAGAUGGUGCUGAUGGGGAAGCCGAAGCUGGCGAAGUACAGCAGAACAAAAGCGUGACUUACGAUCUCACCAAAUUGGUAAACUAUCCAGGUUUUAAUAUCUCUACUCCCAGAGGAAUUCCAGAUGAAUGGAGGAUGUUUGGUUCCAUACCCAUGCAGGCAUCCCAGCAGAAGGAUGUGUUUGCCCACUUCCUAAGUUCUACCUUCCAAGCGCCAAAUGUGAGAUCCAGCAGUAAGAGGUCUUCAUCUCAGUCAAGCCCUUGUAGUCCAAAGAAGCAGAAGAAGGAAAGCAGCUCAGAAGCAUCCCCCGCCGACAUGGACCUCGACUCGGAUGUGGAGGUGCCGCACGGUUCUCAGGGCAGUGAGGCUUUUCAGUUCCAACCCCCACUGCCUCCUGGCACCCCUCCCAUCUUCACGCCACCUCUCCCCAAAGGUACCCCACCAGUGACGCCCAGUGACUCACCCCAGACCCGAGCAGCAUCUGCAGCUAUGGACGAGGAUGCCCUGACCCUGGAGGAGCUUGAAGAACAGCAGAGGCGGAUAUGGGCGGCUCUGGAGCAGGCCGAGAGUGUCAACAGUGAUUCUGAUAUCCCCGUUGACACACCUUUAACUGGGAAUUCUGUUGCCUCUUCACCUUGUCCAAAUGAACCAGACCUCUCUGUUCCUGAGGGAAAACCAUCAGAAAAACAGAUGCCAGUUGAAGCCGAGGUGCCACUUGAAGCCGAAGUGCCACUUGAAGCCGAGGUGCCACUUGAAGCUGAGGUACUGCUUAAAGCUGAGGCGCUCAACACUUGUAUAGAGAAAUCUCAAGUUGAACAUUCCCCAGCGAGUCCAGAUGCAGAGGCUACGUUGCUUUGUCAGAAGGAAAAGGAAGAGCCUGCUCAGGUUGACUCUGAAGGUGUCCUUCUCAAUAAUGGCAGUGUUGUAUCAAACUCGGACAUUAGCAAUGGGGGCAGCCAGAAGCUGCUCCAUCCGGGCACCAGUCCUUCUACAACCACUAAAACUCAUAGUCCCAUACCUGACAUGAGCAAGUUUGCAACAGGAAUAACUCCAUUUGAAUUUGAGAAUAUGGCAGAAUCUACUGGAAUGUAUCUCAGGAUAAGAAACUUGUUAAAAAACUCUCCCCGAAACCAGCAAAAAAACAAAAAGGCUUCCGAGUAAGGCUUGCUGGAACACCAACAACUAUUUAAUUAAUUGUCUCUCACUUUUUUUGUUCUGUCAAUUAAUUCUAAGUGGACAGAUAAAAUUGUUUUCCUAUUUGUCCCUCUCGUGUUUAAAAAUCUAUCCCAGGCUUAAUUGUGGUCUACAGCCAAGCCUGUUUUUAAGACUAGGCCCGCUAGUUUACUAUAUUUUAUUCCCUCCAGCAAAAACUUGGGUUAGGAGCAGGUUUAGAGAUAGUUUGUUAAGGUUUAUACUAUUUUUGGAUUGUGAGUUUCGUCAGAGUGAUGGUUUUUAUCUGUCUUUUGUACGUUGUUUUCCGUUUCUACGUUUUGCUAACUAUCCUGUACAUAAGUUUAAUAUAUCACUUUUUAAAAGAAAAAAAAAAAAAAACUCUAACCAUUUUAAAGUCACAUUUCAACUCCAGCAACCAAAUGAGUAAAAUCAGGGAGGAGCAGCUUUGUCUUAUUUGGGGUAUUUUUGUAAGUGAUUUACAUGCAUCAAUUUUAAUGACACUUUUACUUUUUUGUAACCUCAUUCUUCACAUAAGCCUGCGAUACAGGUAUGUUCAUCUUUGUGGACAGAGGUUUAAUAAAUUAGCUUUCUUAAAUGUAAUCUAAGACUUUGAAUAUGAAAAAAAGUGAUUCACAGUGAAGUUAGUAUAUACAACCAUAAAUCUGAAAGUAGAUUAUGUGGUUGUAAAAAUACGAAGCAAAUAUAGUUCUAAGAAAUUACAAAUUUGGGUGUUUUUAGUGGAUUUCAGCCUUAAAUCUAAAAACAGUACAAUCUUUCAAAGUAAUGAUUUCAAAAAAAAAAAAAAAAAAUGGAGGCAGCUAGCCCUUGUACAGCAGUCUUUUCUACAUUUGAACCCUAAGAUAAUUGAUAGUUAAAAAUAUAUUUAAACAACUGUCUCAAUUGACAGAUGAAUAAGACAGACUGAAACUUUGGCUUUCGUCUAGUGUGGGAUUUCUUCACACCUUUACACUAGGUCAAGUCCCUGAAAAUAAACGUUUAGAUUAUUUUGAAUUACUAGUCUCCCAUAGUGUAAUCCAGCUCUCUGGCCAGCAGAGGGAGCAAAAGGAAACCACUCUGAAGUUAGUGUUUAAGAAUUUCUGUAAUCAAAUGUAUGGUUCUACAAACCAUAUACGGAAGGAAAACAAUAGGAAAAGGGCAAGUUGCAUUUGAAAGCCCUCACAGAAUAUGCUAGAAAUAGAACAAAAUGUUACUUUUGGCAUCUUUCUGUGUUUAAGUACGUGGUAAAAAUGAUCUUUUACAUUCGUUUACAUUGUGUUCUUACAUACAUUAUAUUACGUACCCAACAUUUUUGUCAGGUAAAUAUCACCACAUUGUGGAAAUAACAUAAGAGAACCAAUGCAUAGAAAGGUUCACGGACUUGUCAACGUUCAAGAAGUAGUUAUGGAGAGAUGUCAAAUCUUCAGUUAAAGACUUGAGUAUUCCUGCUAUCAGAAGUGGUCUUAAAAAGAAAACCCUGCUGCUGUUGAUUCGAUUCCGAUUCAGCCACCCUGUAGCACAGAGUAGAACUGCUCCAUAGGGUUUCCAAGAAGAGGCUGGUGGAUUUGAACUGCCAGCCUUUUGGUUAGCAGCCGUAAUAUACUGUAGCUCUUAACCACUGUAACCUCAGGGCUCCAUAAAAGCAAUGGUUUCUCAAAAAAAAAAAAAAAAGUUUCCUGUUUCUUCGUUUGUUCACUUAGUUAUUAAGAGCACACUUGUAAUAAGUGUUGUUCAACCCCCUCAGUUACGAUGAGAUCCAGUAAAGAACUUGGGCCAUUUGGUGGGAGAAUCACCUAGGGAGGAAGUAGCUUCAGAUUAGAGAACCACUGGUUUAAGUAUUCGUUCGGAAGGUAUUUGAAGACUUGUGGAGAGAGAUUACCCUUGAGCUAAACCUUAAAGACUAGGUAGGUAAAAGAAACCCAAGACACGUUGAAGAAACUCAUCUACAGGAUCAACUGUCUGCAUGAGCCGUGGCCUCAUCUACUGUGAGACCAGAAGAACUAGAUGGUGCCCGACUACCACUACCAGUCAUUCUCAUCACAGCCACAAUAGAUGGAUCCUGACAGAAUGGGAGAAAAAUGUGGAACAGACCUCAAAAUCUUAAAAAAAAGUCCAGUGUUAUCGUAUUGAUUGAUAGUGGAGGACUCCCCAAGACUAAUUCCGUACGAUGACACUCUUUAAACCUUGAAAUGAAACUCCCCAGAGGUCAUCUUUUAGCUGUAUAACAGAUUGCCUCACAAAAUAAAGAAUAUCACCCGUGAGUACUGCAUUUCUUUAAGAAAUCAUAUAUAUGAAACCAAAAGGUCAGUUUUGUUUUUUUUUUUUAAAUGAGCAGGUUAAAAAAAAAAAAAACCCAGUGCCGUCAAGUUGAUUCCGACUCAUAGCAACCCUAUAGGACAGUAGAACUGCCCCACAGAGGUUCCAAGGAGCGCCUGGCGGAUUCGAACUGCCGACCCUUUGGUUGGCAGCUGUAGGAGGCAGGAAAACUAGAUGACUGGAAACAACAUCCAGAAUGGAAAUAAUGAGAAUGUUCAUACAUUGUGAGGAAUAUAACCAAUGUCACUGAAAUAUAUGUGUGGAAAUUGUUGAAUGGGAACCUAAUCUGCUGUGUAAACUUGUACCGAAAACACAAUAAAAUAUCAUCUAAAAGAACAAGGCUAGGUAGAAUUACCAUAGACAAAAUGAGCAUUGAAAUGGGCAGGAAAUGGCAUGAGUCAAACAGUGUAGGAUGGUAUCAAUUACUCUUUGAUAAUAACUCUUGAUUGCUUUGUUAUGGGGUUUGAAUUUUAAUAGGGAAAAGGAUGGUAAAGAUGGUUAAGUGGGGAGAUGACCUGAUCUUAGUGGUAUUUCGGGAAGAUGAAUCCUAACACAGAAUUCAGAAUGAGUUAAAGAGAGGAGACAGUUUAUAGAAGGGAGCCCAGAAAAAUAGGCAUAGUUGCCUUGAAGAGAUGCCCCAUUAUAAAAAGUUACUCAAUGUGCUGUGUUUGAGUAUUGUGGUGACAGUGUUGGGUGGAGGAACGAGUUCUUGUUUGGACUUGCCUGUGCUGGGACAGGUCUCCAGGUGUGGAUAGGUGAGAUCAUAAACAAACACCUAUACUUCUAGUUGGACUUGGAGCUUGGGUGGGGACCUGUUUCUUGCUUUGCCUUAUGUCAAAAGGAAUGUGAAUUGUAACACAGGUUGCUCAAACAAGGACGGCUCUGACAUCUCCUUGGCCAGGUACGUGGGAAGAAGAUACUGCCCUUACUAAAAUACCAAAUGAACUUUUUUUUUUUUACUUAUUUCAAAAGUUUACAUUUCCUUAAGUGAUGAAAAAAGAACAACCUGCUUUCUACCAAUAAGAGGCUUCCUAAAAUCCUAGUUGAUUUUAUUGUUCAAGUUCUCUGCUAGAAUCCUCUUGCCCUUCUGUCUUGUACUUUGUAUCAUUAGCAGGUAAAACCAACAAGGAUGUCUUAACAAUUUGAGUACCCAAGUUACUUUUAAGGCAUGACUCAAUUCCCAAGAACCCAAUGGUGUCUUCACACAAUCUGUAGGAUUUAGGAAAAUUCCUUUUCCUUCACCUUAAUAUAUUUGUUUGAUUUAAUGAUAUAAAUUCGCUUCAAAAUGUUUAGGGUUAAAUUACUGUUUUUAAACGGAACCAAAAAAAAAAAAAAACC